AUGGCUCUACAAUGCGAUAAGGAUGUUCGACCCCAUGUCCACGAACCGCUCACAGGCACGAUCAUUGUGGACGGGCGGAAAAUUUUCCGAACUAGGUUGGCGCAAGUUUACCCGGUUCGACUGUGCGGACUGUGGGCCGAUCUGAUUGUGGGUCUGCAGACAGAUCCAUUAACUGCCACCUUCAAGCUCACAACUCCUCAGGUCGAUCGAAAGCGACCACUGGGCCAGCCUGUUCCCUGGAAAGCUCACAAACAAAGAUUUACAGCAGAGAAAGCAGUGGCCGCGGGCUAUCAGCUCAAAAGGUCUGCUAUGCCACCUUUGCUCCCUUGCGAACUGGAGCCGGGUCAGGCAGUCAAGGCCAUGCUGGAUCUGCAACACCCAUUUACCAUUGACCCUGCUCUUGAACCUGAUCUUCAAGAAGCGCUGUCAAUGGCAGUUCACAAACCAGAUCAGGUUCUUGGUCAUCGUCAGGGAGCUCUUGGUUUUUGGGGCGCUCGUGCUGAAGCUCUCCUGCCGGCAACAGACAAGAUCUUGCGCAGCCUGCGUGAUCCUCAUUUGCGGAUGUUGUUGCGGGGUUGCUCUGACGACCAGCCACUGACACUAGGAUCAUGCACGCAUAUUGCACUGUGGCGCGAGAUGCUCCACGCCGCCAAGUGCGUCGAUCAACACCUUUUGUCGGAUUUACUGCAAGGGUUCACCAUAGUCGGCCCCAUUCAGCGCUCUGCUCGAUGGGGUCCGAUGGCACCACAGGACGAGGUUCUGGCGGAAGAUGCUCUACGUUCUAGGGCCUGGGAGUUUUCAGACAAGGUGAUCAAGAAUAUCAACAGAUGUGAGGUCACGGAGAACACAGAAAAGAUCUGGGAAUCCACAAUGGAAGACGUUGCUGAAGGAACUACAGUUGGUCCUUUCUUUUUCAAAAAGGAUGUCGACAAGUUCCUACACACGGAAGAGUGGAUCCCAACUCAGAGGUUCGAAGUGGUCCAGAAGAACAAGGUCAGAGGAGUGGAUAGCGCGACAGUCAAUGGGAUCAACCAGGCGACGGUCAUCACAGAGAAGAUAGAUCUACCUUCUACAGAUGUCAAUGUAGCAGCGCUGAGAUGGCUGAGAUCCAAUGUGAAGGAAGGUCUACUGAUUGAUGGCUGGGUUCUAGAUGAGAGAAAGGCAUAUCGGCAGAUCGCUGUGCAGCCUGAUCAGCGGAGGUGGAGCGUGAUCUCUCUGAAGGAGCCUGCGUCAGGUCGCAUUGCGUUCUUUGUCAUGGUUGGUCAUUCCUUUGGUCUUGUUGCAGCAGUCUACAAUUACAACAGAAGGUCUGCUGCGAUCACUGACAUCCUACGACGGGUCUUCUUUGUUGCCGCUUUUAAUUUCUAUGACGAUAAGUAUGGGUUCGAACCACGUAACACUUGUUCGUCUGCAUUUGAAGUGGCACAAAAGGUCCACUGGUGGCUUGGUGCUCAGUUCGACCCGAAGAAGCUGCAGAUGUGCUCAGACCCCACUAUUUUGGGGGUCACCUACGAUUUGAAGAACAUGCUCCUUAAAAUCAAGCUUUCUCGCAAGACCGAAAUACUGGAAGAGAUCGAUGCUAUUCUUGAUUCUCAUCUCCUCCCACCUGGUCUAGCGGGAAAGCUGAGAGGGAAGCUGAUGUUCGGCGCGUCGCAGUUAUGGGGAAAGAUCGGACGCGCUUUUCUGAGGGCGCUCUCUGAAAGGCAGUAUACCAAGUUCAACCAGGCAGUGCUGAACCCAGCGAUCGUCCUGGCUUUGCAGCAGUGGAAGUGGCUCAUCAACGAAGGUCCUCCAAGGCCGAUCCUUGAGAGCAAGCCGAAGGUGGCGGACUACGUCUUGUUCACUGACGGCAGCUACCCCGAUGGCAAGGCUGGCUCUCCGGACAAGCCGUGGAUAGGCGGGGUCUUGUUCAAAAAGGGUCAUGUUCCUUUACAGUCUGGUUGUGAAGUUGAUCAAAAGCUGAUUGAUAAAUGGAUCCCCAGAAAGUCACAGAUCGCGAUGGUUGAAUUGUUCGCAACCGUGGUAGCGCUCACGACCUUUGCAAAGCAGCUCUGCGGCUCAUGGUCUUUUCUGAUGGUCGACUCCGGUGGGAUUUUCCUCUCCUUCAAAUCCAACCCUGUUUUGAUUUAUUUAUUUCAGUGGAAGAUUUUUCGACAGAUCCUGUCGUUUGGGGUCAGUCAACAGAUCCUGUUGUUCAUGAAGGAGGAUUCAGAUCAGGAAAAAAAUGAGGUGGAUGAACUCUACACCCAAGCGCAACGCGAGCUGCAUAGCCUUCAGGUGAAUGACUUGAGGGAUCUCUGCGAAGAGAGGGGCUUGAGCUCUGAGGGCAGCAAGGUGGAUUUGGUGAAGCGUCUAGCUGCACACCAGGCAUCUAGCAGCCUUGAGCCAAGCGUUGCCGUAGAGAGGUCAGUUCCAAGCCCUGAAGAGCGAAUUACCAAGGCCCUCGCAAGGGACAGUGAGCAAGAUUUGAGACAAGUGGUGCAGGAUAUUUUCGAAGUUGGGCGUCCAAAGCCAGGAGAAAUUGUGACUGGCGUGGUUACCUCCAUUGUUGAGUGGGGUGCAUUUGUGGAGUUGGACAAAGAUGGCUGGUCAGCCUUGAUCCACAUCUCCGAGAUCAGCGAUACCUUCAUCGAAAACAUCGAGGAGUACAUCUGUCCUGGACAGCGUGUUGAGGCUCUUGUGCUUCAAAGUCCCAUUGAUCGGAUGGAUAGGCUCUCGCUGUCCAUCAGGCGGCUCAAGGACCUCCAGAGGUAUGACCCUGAAGCUGUGGCCACGGUCGGAGCAUUGACACCUCUGGCCAGGCGAGACGAGCCAAAUGUGGUGCGAGAAGAAGUCUUCGAAGCUCUUCAGGAGAUCUGCAACCUGCAGUCGAUUGGCGCGCAAAGUACAGCAAUGAAAUUUCAGGAGCGUGUGGCUGCUUUGGAGGCCAUCGUCAUUGAGAUGGGCCAUGGUCAGGCCCUACGGGACGCCCGUUCGGAUGCCAGCGCAUCAACCCGCAGGAGCCGUGUUGCUCCGCUGACCGAAAUGCUGAACGACCUGCACGACAAUGGUCCUCCUGAAGAGUCGUUCAGACGUCUAGGUGGCGAGCAGUGGUCCGGAGGGGUCCGCAACGGAUUGCCACGCUGGUUUUGCCAAAGACAUGUUUACGAUGCUCCACCGUUGGCAUUGGGAUCAAAGGCACUUACCUUUUGUGACCGGGUUCACAUCACUGGUAUUAAGAGCGUGGCAGCUCUUUUGGGUGUUUUGGAAAAGAAGAAGACGGUGGUUGAUCCCGCCUGCCUGGCAAGCCUGCGACAGCAUCCGUGUCGAUCUCUUGGCAGCAGUGGCAAAAGGACUAGAAGAGACGCUUCAGCCAGUGGACAUGGAGUCAGUAACCAAUUAGCCAGUUUGGUUCCUACCUUUGAUCCUGCAAAAGAUGACAUGACAAUGUACCAGCAACGAGUUGAGUUGGUUCUGGCAGCAUGGCCUAAGAACCGCAUACAGGAGCUGGUGACGCGCCUGAUCCUUAACUGCCAAGGAAGUGCCUUUCAGAAACUGCAGCUCCAUCACCAGGAGUUGUCUGGUGGAGAUGAAAAAGCUGUUCAGAAGCUGAUUGAGCUUCUUGGGGGAUCGUGGGGCCGCAUAGCCUUGCAGAAGCAGUACGAAGAAGCUGAACAGGCAUUGUUUCAUUCCAGUCAGCGAUCAGACGAAACCAACGACAGUUUCUUAGCCAGGGCAGACAUUUUGUGGAGCCGUUUGCUGUCUAGGAAGUUUAGUUGGGAGGACCUGCAAGCUUUUGUGCUUUUGCGUGGCAGUACCUUGAGUCCCGAAGAGAAGAAGAAGGUGAUUCUUGAUGCCGACAGUUCAGCAUCGGGAAAACUGACGGUGGCUCGUGUCUCAGAUGCCAUACGCCUUCUGGGAGCUUCGUUCUUUGGAGACAUGACAGGCCAAAAACGAUCAACCAAGUUGAAGGUCUAUGACAACAAUGCAGUGCUGGUCGCCGAGGACGAUGAGCCGGCCGAUCAUCCAGCAUUUGCAGCCGAAGAAACAGGCGAAGAGGAGAUGUUUGAACAGUUUCUUCAAGAAGGAGACCCCGAUGCAGCCUUGAUCGCCGACUAUGAAGCCACGACUCAGGACGUUCUGCAGGAAGAUAGUGAUCUGGCCAGUGCCUUUUCGGCAUAUCAAGAGGCCAGGCAAAGACUUGCUGAGAAACAACGUCACCGUGGAUUCUGGCCACCUAGCCGACCGAUGGGGAACUCAGGCACCUCAUCCUGGUCAAAAGGCAAGGGUCGAUCAUACCAGCAGUCCUUCGGGAAAGGCAAAGGCAGUUUCACAAGACCAAAACGGUCUUUGCAGGAACGUAUCAUGUCGUCCACGUGCAGGAACUGUGGCCGUAAAGGCCAGUGGAAAGCAGAGUGUCCCCACAAGGCUGACAAUCAGUCUAGUAGUGCAGCUUCCAUGACAACCACUGCAGCCGCCACCACCAGUGUUGCCGUGUCCGCCGACGAUGGAUUGGCCUUGGAGUUUUUGCAGCUGCCGGAGUGCCAUGCUCCAACACUCGAUCAGGAGACCGAUCCAGUUCCGGAAGCAGCAAGUUUUGUUGGUGUUGGGGUUAACCACCAAGGGAGUAAUAAGGUUAGGGAGAUUCUGGGGAAAUCGAGGGAUAACCUUAAAGCUCUCAUGCAUGUCACCAUGACUGCCCGACAACGCCUCCAACAGUGGGGCCGCAGGAGUGAGCAUCCGGCAUCCGCCCUAGUGAUCCGGGAUCAGCUUAGGCUGAAAGCAGUCCAGGCAGUGCAGGAACAGGAAGCGCAGUCCAGUCUGGACCAUUUGACCCUGCCGGAGCUGGAGAACGAGGUGAUUUCGUUUGGGGAGGCGCACAUGGGUCAUACGUUUUCCCAAGCGUGGGCCGACCAGGAGUGGGUGAAAUUCAUGACGGCCCGAUACCGCAAGAGCUCAAAGGAGUCCCACAUGAGGUUCCUCAAAUACGUGGAGUUGAGGAUCGAAGCAGCCGAAGCCGAGGUGCAGCAACGUCCAAUGAUGCCCAAAGCCCAGGGGUAUGCCAUCCCCAAGGCAAAAUGCCGACCAAAAGCCGCUCCGACUUACACCAUGGUGCAUCAUGAAGAUGCCAUCGACAUCUCUUCGCAGGCUGGGGUCGAAAGCGUGGUGUCAGAGACCGAGAUGUACGAAGCCAUGACUAUGAAUGCCCAGAUGGAACAACAGGAGACGAUGCAUGCACUCCAGACUCGCAUGCUUCACAUGGAGGAUGCCCUGCAGAAGGUGAUUCAUCACCUCGAGACCACCCAGCAGAAGAACGAGAUUGAGCCAUGCCUCGUCCUUGGAUCAGCACGCAAAACGGGUCCACCAAAAUUCGUCAGAUCGGAAGUGGUCUUUCCUGAGCCCCGAGCUUCUCCUGAAGCCAAGCGACGAAAGCUGACAGGCAAGCAGAGUGAGCUUCCCAGCUUGGAAUCAUUUCAACAGGCCGGAGCGUCUCCAAUUCCGGCAGAACCCACGCCAGUCAGUUUGCCCCGCACAGCUGAAAGAGCCAUACCACAAUCAGCUGAGCCAGAUGAUAUGCCUGGCCUGACCGACGAUGCAGUGCCCAAGACGACAUCAAUGCCAGAAAUCAAUCGAGGAACUUGCAUGCCAGAUUUGCAAGUCGCAGGGCCGCCCAGUGAGCUUUUCAUUGACGCAGGCACCGAAAUGAACAGCGCCGCGUUUGAACAGUUCACCAGCCGAUUUGGAAUCAAAUGCAGCACAUCCGAACCAGACAUUUUGAGCGACGAGUCCAUUCCUUCCCACAUGAACGCCAUUUCCGAAGAAGCUGAACUCCAACCCAGUGAGUUCAAACAGGAAGGACAACCAGAGGGCCCGGAUCUCCCUGAUGACAUGACCCAAAUCCAUCAACAAAUCCAGAACAUGUCAAGAGGAGACAAUCAAGAAGAGUCUCAGCCACUUGUCCCGCAGCAGAUUCAGCAAGAACUCAGCCAAGCGAAGAAGGGUCAAGUGAGGGAGACGAUCCAACUCUGGCAAUUGUCAACCUCGUAUGCACUGAUGCCCCCGGAGCCCUUCAGGAAGGCAAAGGCACGAGUGGUUAUCCUUGGUUUCAUGGAUCCGUUGAACAAAGGUGCAUAUGGUCUAGUGGACGCGCCGUUUUUGUGGUAUUGCACGUUGGUCGAAGAACUGACAAAACUCAACUUCGAGCCAAGUCCAAUGGAUCCAUGCCUCUUUGUGCUGCGACACCCUUCCGAUGGCCAACAGCCCGGUCAUCUUGCGGGAGUGGUAGGUAUACAUGUGGAUGAUGGAAUUGGAGGUGGAGAUGCCUAUUUCAAUGAACAGAUUCAGUUUUGCCAAAGACAUGUUUACGAUGCUCCACCGUUGGCAUUGGGAUCAAAGGCACUUACCUUUUGUGACCGGGUUCACAUCACUGGUAUUAAGAGCGUGGCAGCUCUUUUGGGUGUUUUGGAAAAGAAGAAGACGGCGGUUGAUCCCGCCUGCCUGGCAAGCCUGCGACAGCAUCCGUGUCGAUCUCUUGGCAGCAGUGGCAAAAGGACUAGAAGCAGCUGA
Messenger RNA from Cladocopium goreaui, 6546 nucleotides. The record is from the annotation of a GenBank genome assembly. Lineage: Eukaryota; Dinophyceae; Suessiales; Symbiodiniaceae.